This is a messenger RNA of Sorex fumeus (smoky shrew), 2654 nucleotides long. It is a transcript of the gene FGFR1OP2, whose product is annotated as FGFR1 oncogene partner 2. The coding region runs from base 72 to 836 and encodes 254 amino acids. NCBI's taxonomy places the organism in Eukaryota, Metazoa, Chordata, Mammalia, Eulipotyphla, Soricidae. Gene Ontology annotation, biological process: response to wounding. The record is from RefSeq and is a predicted model, not a curated record. The transcript is spliced from 7 exons.
GGCGGCCGCCCGCUGAGGCCUCGCACCCGCGCCCGGCGCCGGACUCGCCCCCGCGGACCCGAGAGCCGGAGAUGACUUGCACAAUCGAGAAGGCCCUGGCCGAUGCCAAAGCCCUGGUCGAGCGGCUGCGGGACCAUGACAACGCGGCAGAGUCACUGAUCGAGCAGACCACGGCGCUCAGCAAGCAAGUGGAGGCCAUGAAGCGGUAUCAGGAAGAAAUUCAGGAGCUGAACGAAGUAGCAAGACAUCGCCCACGGUCCACGCUGGUCAUGGGGAUCCAGCAGGAAAACAGGCAGAUCAGAGAGCUGCAGCAAGAGAACAAAGAAUUACGUACUUCCCUAGAAGAGCAUCAGUCUGCCUUGGAACUUAUCAUGAGCAAGUAUCGAGAGCAGAUGUUCAGGCUGCUAAUGGCAAGCAGAAAGGAUGACCCAGGUAUAAUAAUGAAGUUAAAAGAGCAGCACUCCAAGAUUGACAUGGCCCACCGUAACAGCCCCGGAGGGACCUUCCUCGAUGCAUCCCGACACAUCCUGGAAGCACCCCAGCACGGACUGGAGAGGAGGCACAUGGAAGCGCAUCAGAAUGAGUUGCAGGCGCAUGUUGACCAGAUCACGGAAAUGGCCGCCGUGAUGAAGAAGGCCAUCGAACUCGACGAGCAGCAGGGCUGCAAGGAACAGGAGCGGAUAUUCCAGCUGGAACAAGAGAACAAAGGCUUGAGAGAGAUCCUUCAGAUAACUCGGGAGUCCUUUCUGAGCCUCCGCAGAGACGAGGGGCCGGAGGGCGUGUCGGGGCUGUCCCCGCUGGUGACCGGCAGUGACCUGCGUCUUCGAGAGAGCUAGGACACCGCUGUGGGCAGGGCACUGGCACGGGCGGUCUGCAGCGAGUCUUUCAAAGCCACGAUGCCGGCACGUCACAUACCCCCAAACCUUCGAAACGUAGAAGCUGCACCUUUGGGCCCUGGUGGUCAGCUGAACGCGGCCGGAGCCCUCAGCAUCCCCGUGGGUGUCCUGGAUACGUGAAUAAAUGUGAAUCUCCCCUGCAAGUGGAUGGAAGUCCAUAAAAUUAACCCUCCCUAAAAUAAAACGUGGCCGCGGUUUUAUGAAUGGAAGAUCUUCGUGCUGGCGUGUAUCCUUACUCGGUGUCAGAGGCGGCCUCGAGAGUGUGGACCACGUGACUCUGCCUGUGACGAUUGCCUGUGUACUGGCCCAUUCCAAUUUGUGUCGAAAGAAAAUUCCAUUUUAGAGACUUUAGAAAGGCAUACGUACCUUAAGGGGUGUCUUCAUUUUGACUGAUCUGUUAAAAGACUCGGUUAACAAUUGUCAACAGCCGACUUAAGGAUAUGAGAUAUUUCAGGAAUGAAAGAGAAGGAAUACUUUCUAAGAAAGAAGAUCUUUGAUGUAGUAGGUUCAACUACUCCUUUGCAAGAAUAGGUUUGGUUCUCUGCUUGAAAUUUAAGGAUGUUUUGCAGCUGGGCUAGCUAACAGAAUUGUAAUGUUUUAUCUAGAAAGUUACAGUAAUUUCAAAAUGCUUCAGCUCAUAGAACCUCUCUACCCCUCUCUCCCCCUCAAAAGUAGCAAGGUAACAAAAAUCACCUUGCUAAUAUGGGGGAAAUAAGUUAAAUUUUUAGAAAUUGGGGGUGCACACCUGACAGCACUCAGCAUGGCUCCUGGUGGGGUCCCGGGAGGAUUGGACCCUGGCUGGCCUGGAGGAAGGCAAGCGCCCCACCUGCCGUUCUGUUGCCUGGCCCUCAGGAUCUGUCCUAAGCUUCACCUGGUCCUCAAAACCUAUCAAAAGGAAAAAAGGAUUUUUCAGCAUUUAUGCUUACCAAAAUCUAUAUCCAGGGCCGGAGAGGUAGUACAAAGCUCUUGCCUUGCACAAAACAGGCUGGUUGAUUCCUGGCACCCCAAGCAGUUCCCCAGGGCCCCACCAGGAAUGAUCCCUGAGCACCACUGGGUGCAGUCAGAAAGGAUACCGAGUGUGCAGAAUCUUUUAAUUCCCCAGAAAUAGAAACGUGCUUUAACAGUAGUGAAAUCUAACAUCUGGCUCUAAUUUAGAAGGAUAUUUGUAAAAGUUACCACUAUAGAGAAAUUUUGCUUUUGUGUAUAUAAUUUGUUAAAUAUUUCACAAGGUAAUUUCUAUGUAUAAUUUCGUAUCUUCGUAAAACUCCUUUUCACUUCAGAAUUUUUCUAACCGGUUAGGGGUGAGUGGGGGUUGGGGCUGAUGGCCCAGACAUGAAGCUGAGUGUUUUUUUCUCAUUCAGAGGCCUUAAUUGGUAUUUUAUAAUGACGGUUCUUGUUUCUAAACUUUUCUAUUAGUUUUUUUUUUGGGAAAGUACCCCCUAAUUUGACAGCACAUUCAUCUAUAUGGGUUUUAAACCCGUCAGCAUAAAAACAAGCUACAUAGUUGAGAGUUACGUCCAAGACAAUUCAUUGAGGCACCUUUAUUAUAAGAUAGAAAACAUUACUUGAUAAUUAUUUUUGUAAACGAAUAGGUUAAUUUAUUCUUGGUCUUGCUUGGUGUUUAAAGAUGUUUACUUUGUUAUAUGGUGACUCUUUGCCAUCCCAUACUUUUUUUUUUUAAAGCAGAACCUUAAAUUUGUGUCUGAGAGUAUGUACUGAGUAGGAGCUCAUUUCAUCAAUAAAGACGAGGUCACAGUU